AUGAGUUCUUUCGGCACACACUUUCGCGUCACGACGUUUGGCGAAAGCCAUUGCAGGUCGGUGGGCGCCAUUGUGGAUGGCUGCCCUCCAGGCCUGGACCUGAACGAGUCUUUGAUUCAGACGCAGUUGCGUCGACGAAGGCCCGGCCAGAGCGCGCUCACCACGCCACGUGACGAGAAGGAUCAGGUGGCGAUUCAGAGUGGUGUGGAGCGCGGCGUGACGCUGGGAACGCCGAUCUGCAUGUUGGUGCAGAAUAUGGACCAAAGACCUCACGACUACAAAGACGACACGCUGGACCUCUAUCCGCGCCCAUCUCACGCGGACUACACCUACCUACGCAAGUACGGCGUCAAGGCUAGCAGCGGAGGUGGACGUAGCAGCGCAAGAGAGACGAUCGGCAGAGUUGCCGGAGCGGCAAUCGCUGAGCAGUACCUCAAGUUGGCGUACGGCAUUGAGUGUGUGGCAUUCGUCAGCAGCGUUGGUCCCGUCAAAGUUCCCAAGAAUGCUUCUGAGGCCAAGACGCAAGCCCGUAUGGCAGCUGCCCUUCAAGCUCCAAGGCUCGAGAAUAGUCCACCUCACAGCGAGGAGGAGGAGGAGGAGGAGGAGGAGGAGAAGUCGCGCGCCUACAUUCAACGUCAUCACAGCGACAAGAGUGCCGCCAGUAAAGUCGAUGGCCUGCAAUAUCCUACCAGCUCUGCGUAUCGCGCCUUGCUAGCUGCAGUUUCUCGUGAGCAGGUUGACGCGUCUCCCGUACGUUGCCCCGACGAAGCUACCGCUGCUCGCAUGACAUCCGUAAGUUUUUGCAACGCAAGCCACAGCAGCUGCUCCCACCCUGCCUUUGCCUUGCGCCGAGCUAAAGACCCAAACACGACACGUGCUUGGCCAUGCCUAUUGUUUCCCCAGGUCAUUGAGGAGUGUAGGGAUGCGCACGAUUCGAUCGGUGGUACCGUCACUUGCGUUCUUCGUAACGUGCCACCCGGCUUGGGCGAGCCAGCGUUCGACAAGCUCGAGGCGACGCUAGCCCAUGCCAUGUUGAGCAUUCCCGCCACGAAGGGAUUCGAGUUUGGCUCCGGAUUCGAUGGGGCUGCCAUGCGCGGAUCUCAACACAACGACAAAUUCGUACCCCACCCCAACGGUCUAGGUCCUACCGGCUCCGCUCUGCGCACAGAGACGAAUUGGAGCGGAGGAAUUCAAGGUGGCAUCUCUAACGGGGAAGAUAUCUACUUUACCGUUGCUUUCAGUGAGUACCGUCGCAUAGUGUCGUUUGCGAGGUUUUGAUCGCCACGCCUCAAGCAGCACAGACAGCUGAUCAUCCUCUGCACGGGACUGUGUAAAUCUGCAUCUUGCUCGUACAGAACCAGCUGCGACAAUCUCUCAGGAGCAAGAAACGGCGCAAUACGAUGGCAGCUCGGGCGUACUGGUCACUCGUGGUCGACACGAUCCCUGCGUGCUGCCCCGCGCUGUCCCCAUCGUCGAAAGCAUGGCCGUGCUUGCCGUGAUGGAUGCGCUUAUGGGGCAAUUGUCGAGAGAAGGUGCUAUUAGCUCGCUGAGAUCCAGAGAGCUGGACGCGAGACACACGGAAGCGUGGGACGCUUUGCCAUCCAGCAUGAGAUUGCGUUGA
Molecule: messenger RNA, 1621 nt
Organism: Ceraceosorus bombacis
Lineage: Eukaryota; Fungi; Basidiomycota; Exobasidiomycetes; Ceraceosorales; Ceraceosoraceae
Source: the annotation of a GenBank genome assembly